This is a messenger RNA of Macadamia integrifolia, 5719 nucleotides long. RefSeq names its product pentatricopeptide repeat-containing protein At3g18110, chloroplastic. The coding region runs from base 415 to 4866 and encodes 1483 amino acids. NCBI's taxonomy places the organism in Eukaryota, Viridiplantae, Streptophyta, Magnoliopsida, Proteales, Proteaceae. Gene Ontology annotation, molecular function: protein binding. The record is from RefSeq and is a predicted model, not a curated record. The transcript is spliced from 8 exons.
CGUAUCUUCUGCAAGUCCAACCUGAGCGGUGACCUUUGGUUUCUCUGGUCGCGACAGCACCACUGCCUCCACCUGAACCCCAGAAGACUGAAUCAGCCAAGCCCAAAAUCACCACCACCACGGCCUCCGCCGCUCUUAUCUCGUCAUUCCUGUCGCCGGUGGCGCUGCCGCUCUACCUAUUCUUUCUGACGCGUUCCCAACACGGCGUUAGUGCUUCUUAUGGUCGAUGAUUUCUACAACCGAGCGUUCUCAGUCCUCUAUCUCCAUUUUGUCCCCCAUCGCAUCUCUUCAUUUAUUGCUGUCGAAGAAGAGGAGUCGAGGACUUGUAGGGAAACCAUUCCAUCUUUCCAUUUGGCCUCCUAGCAUUCUUCGACCAUAAGAGAAAGCAACCCUAAUCGUCUAGCCUAAUAGGUCAUGGCUUUCAGUGGAGCUCUGGCCCUUGCAGCAAUGCCUAUAUGCUUUGAUAAGUCAUAUAAUACAAAGGUACGUUGUGAUGCUAUCCAAACCCAAUCUUCGUUGAACUGCUCUGCUUCUACGUUUUCUUCAAUUGAGACUGCUCCAGAACAGAAUAUACAAAAAUUUAGUUACAGUAGAGCUUCCCCGACAGUGAGAUGGCCACAUUUGAAAUUCACAGAGAAUGACACUGCUUCUCAGACCCAAUCCACCAACACUCCUACUUCUUCCAUGGAAGUGAAAGAUUUUGUCGGUGUUGAGAAAUCCUCGUUCCUUGAUUCUUUGGGCUUAGGAGAGGAAAGCCAAACCUUAGAUUCUUCUCAUUCUAGUGAUGAAGCCCUUGAAGUGCUAGGAAAGCCUAGCAGGACUAGAGCGAAGAAAAUGACUAAAUUGGCAUUGAAGAGGGCCAAAGAUUGGAGGCAGAGAGUCCAGUUUUUGACGGAUGGGAUUUUGCGGUUGCAACCGGAGGAAUUUGUUGCAGACGUGUUGGAUAAUCGGAGUGUCCAGAUGACUCCUACUGAUUACUGCUUUGUAGUGAAAUGGGUUGGGCAGUCAAAUUGGCACAGGGCUUUGGAGGUUUACGAGUGGUUGAACCUUCGGGAUUGGUAUUCCCCGAAUGCGCGGAUGCUAGCCACAAUCUUGGCUGUGCUUGGGAAAGCCAAUCAAGAAGCCUUGGCUGUAGAGAUCUUCACCAGGGCAGAGCCUGCUAUGGAGAACACUGUCCAAGUGUACAAUGCCAUGAUGGGUGUAUAUGCCCGGAAUGGUCGAUUUUCAAAGGUCCUAGAGCUGCUUGACUUGAUGCGAGAACGAGGGUGUGAGCCGGACCUUGUGAGCUUUAAUACUCUGAUUAAUGCCAGGGCAAAAUCAGGUUCAGUGCAUUCAGGUUCCACUAUUGAACUCCUCAAUGAGGUGAGGAGAUCAGGCCUGCGACCUGAUGUAAUCACUUACAAUACUCUCAUCAGCGCUUGUUCUCGUGGGUCAACUUUGGAGGAGGCAUUGGAGGUUUAUGAGGAUAUGAAGUCCCACAAAUGCCAGCCUGAUAUCUGGACUUACAAUGCUAUGAUCUCAGUUUAUGGUCAAUGUGGAAUGGCAAUGGAGGCUGAGCGGCUUUAUAAGGAAUUAGGGUCCAAAGGAUUUUUUCCAGAUGUAGUUACCUAUAAUGCUCUGCUAUAUGCAUUUGCAAGAGAGGGGAAUGUUGUCAAGGUGAACGAGAUUUGCAAGGAGAUGGUAGGAGCAGGGUUUGGGAGAGAUGAGAUGACCUAUAACACCAUCAUCCAUAUGUAUGGGAAGCAGGGCCAGCAUGAUCUGGCAUUGCAGACAUACAAAGAUAUGAAAUCAUUAGGACGCAACCCUGAUGCAGUUACCUAUACUGUUCUGAUCAAUUCACUUGGAAAAGCAGACAAGAUAACUGAAGCUGCAAAUAUAAUGUCAGAGAUGUUGGCUGCAGGUGUGAAGCCCACUUUACGGACAUUCAGUGCUUUGAUUUGUGGUUAUGCUAAGGCUGGUAUGCGAGUUGAGGCUGAAGAGACGUUUCAUUGCAUGCUGAGGUCUGGGAUCAAGCCAGACCAUCUCGCCUAUUCUGUCAUGCUGGAUAUCUUUUUGAGAUCUAAUGAUACGAAGAAAGCAAUGGGUUUGUACCAAGAGAUGGUUCAUUAUGAUUUCAGACCAGAAGACGACCUCUACCAAGCGAUGCUUAACUUGCUCAUGAAGGAGAAAAAAGAGGAAGAGGUGGAAAGAGUCAUGAAGGAUAUGGAACUUUGCGGUAUGAGCCCAGAAGUCAUUUGUUCUCUUCUUGUCAAAGGGGAAUGCUAUGACCAUGCUGCUAAGAUGUUGAAGUUGGUUGCUUCUCUAGGCCAUGAACCUGACAGUGAGAACUUGUUGUCUAUUCUCAGUUCAUAUAGUUCCUCCGGCAGGCACACAGAAGCAUAUGCAUUGCUUUAUUUUUUAAGGGAGCAUGCUUCUGGAUCCCAAAGUUUAUUAACUGAGGCUCUGAUCAUCUUGCUUUGCAAGGAUCAGAAACUGGAUGCUGCUAUGGAAGAAUAUUGGAAAGCACAAGAGACUGGUUUUUUUAACUGGAGUUGCACUGUAUAUGAAUCUCUGAUUCAUUGCUGUGAAGAGGCAGGAUUGCUUGCUGAAUGUUCUCAGUUGUAUUCCGACAUGAAAUUCUGUGGUGUGGAACUGUCACAUAAGAUUUUCAGAAGUCUAGUGACCAUUUAUUGUAAACUGGGUUUUCCUGAAACGGCACACUAUUUGGUUGAUCUGGCAGAAAGUUUGGGCUUCUCCUUUGAUGAUUUCUCUGUGUAUGUUGACUUAAUUGAGGUAUAUGGGAAGUUGAAGUUAUUGCAGAGGGCAGAGAGCUUGGUAGAGCAACUCAGACUACACCACUCCAUGGUUAACCGGAAGGUUUGGAAUGCUCUAAUACAUGCAUAUGCAGCCAAUGGUUGCUACGAGCAAGCAAGGGCUGUAUUUAAUAUAAUGAUGAGAGAUGGUCCAUCCCCAACUGUAGAUUCCAUUAAUGGUCUCUUGCAAGCUUUGAUUAUUGAUGGGAGGUUAGAUGAGCUUUAUGUGGUCAUUCAGGAGUUGCAGGAUAUGGAUUUUAAGAUUAGCAAAAGUUCCAUUCUUUUGAUGCUUGAUGCCUUCGCAAGAGCUGGAAACAUAUUCGAGGUGAAAAAGAUAUACCAUGGAAUGAAGGCUGCUGGAUAUUUUCCCACUAUGCAUCUAUAUAGAAGUAUAAUUGGGUUGUUUUCCCGAGGAAAACGAGUGAGGGAUGUUGAAUCCAUGGUUUCCGAGAUGGGGGAAGCUGGAUUUAAGCCUGAUCUUCAGGUUUUCAAUUCUCUACUUAAAUUAUACACUGCAAUUGAGGACUUCAGGAAGACAGCCGAGGUUUACCAGCAUAUGCAAGCUUCAGGACUUAAGCCAGAUGCUGAUACUUACAAUACUUUAAUUUUGAUGUACUGCAGAGAUUGUAGACCAGAAGAAGGAUUAUCUUUGUUGCAUGAAAUGAAGAAACAGGGUAUGGAUCCGAAAUUGGACACUUACAAAAGUUUGAUUUCGGCAUGUGGUAAGCAACAACUAUGGGAACAAGCCGACGAGCUAUUUGAGUGGUUGCAGUUAAAAGGAUUGAAAUUGGAUCGCUCUUUCUACCAUAUAAUGAUGAAAAUUUACAGGAAUUCUGGUCGCCAUUCCAAAGCUGAAAAUGUUCUGGUUAUGAUGAAAGAGGCAGGUUUGGAGCCUACUAUUGCCACAAUGCACUUGCUUAUGGUCUCGUAUGGUAGUGCAGGACAACCCAUGGAGGCUGAAAAGGUGCUCAAUAAUUUGAAAACUUCUGGUCUAAAUCUCAGUACACUACCAUAUAGCUCUGUUAUUGAUGCAUAUCUUAAAAAUCGAGACUACAAUUUGGGAAUUGAGAAGCUAUUGGAGAUGAGGAAAGAUGGUGUGGAGCCAGACCACAGGAUAUGGACUUCUUUUAUCAGAGCAGCAAGUUUGUCGCAGCUCACAAGUGAAGCCAUGAUCCUCCUAAACUCACUUCGGGAUGCAGGAUUUGAUCUUCCUAUCAGGCUUCUGACAGAAAAAUCUGAGUCACUUGUUGCAGAGGUAGACCAAUUUCUUGAACAAUUAGUACCUUCAGAGGAUAAUGCAGCCUUUAACUUUGUCAAUGCUUUGGAGGACCUGUUGUGGGCAUUUGAACGCCGGGCCACUGCUUCAUGGCUGUUCCAACUUGCAAUCAAGAGACAUGUUUAUCGCCAUGAUAUCUUCAGGGUAUCUGAGAAGGACUGGGGAGCUGAUUUUAGAAAGCUAUCCCCUGGUGCAGCCCUUGUUGGUCUUACUUUAUGGUUGGACCAUAUGCAGGAUGCAUCCUUGCAGGGCUCGCCUGAGUCUUCAAAAUCAGUUGUCUUGAUAUCUGGGACUGCAGAAUACAAUAUGGUUUCUCUCAAUAAGACACUGAAGGCAUACCUUUGGGAGAUGGGGUCCCCUUUCCUACCCUGUAAAACACGUACUGGGCUACUUGUAGCAAAAGGCCAUUCCCUAAGGAUGUGGUUGAAGGACUCCCCGUUUUGCUUGGACCUUGAGUUGAAGGAUGCCCCAUCCCUCCCUGAGUCAAAUUCAGUACAACUCAGUGAAGGAUGUUUCAUGAGAAGCUGCCUUGUACCUGUUUUUAAGGACAUACAUGAGCGACUGGGGAAAGUGCGACCAAAGAAAUUUGCAAGAUUGGCUUUACUGUCAGAUGCCAAGAGAGAUAAAGUUAUUCAAGCUGAUUUACGGGGGAGGAAAGAAAAACUGGAAAAGCUGAAGAAAAGGGGUGGGUUUAUGAGACCAAGGAAGAAAAUGUCGUUUGGAAAGAGGAAAUUUAUCAGAAAAGUGAUGCUCCCAGGCCAUAAUAGGGUUAGAUUAGAGGACCAGUUACUGAGAUAAAUCCACCGAAAAGAAGCUAUGAAUAUCUUGAGUUAGUGUUCUAUUAUCCAGCCUUGAAACAGAAUUGGCAAGAUACAGAUUUGAAUUUCAGCUUCUGUUUGAUGGAUUGGUUAUCAAUUGACUGACUCAAGUUUUCAGGGAGCUCCCAUGUUAAUCACCUUUGAGAACAUGCUAGGGGACUAUGAUUUUCUAGAUUCUGUGGUCAGCCUUCCUCAGAAUCUUAAUUCUUAAUACUGGCUUCCUUGCAAACUUUCCAGAAACUUCUUGUGAAAUAUGAACCUUCGGAGCUUGCUUUUUGUCUUUGGUUAUUGAGAGCGUGAACUGAAUCAUCUGUGGCCGAGAUACAAAGUAAUUCCCUUCUCAAAAUGGAAGGCUAUAGUCAUUGCUAUAGAGAUAGAUGAAUUCAUCUACAAUGAAUCACUUGUUCAUUCACUCCUUCACCACCCAAGCAUACAGGACCCCCAAAACAUAAAUGUCAUAUUUGGACCUUCUGAAGCAUCCAUUCAUCAAAAUUUCCCAGAGAAUGCUGCCCACAUUGAAGAAUCUUCAGGGAUUUGAAGGUAGUUUCUAUGGCCAGUCACUCUUGCUAACACCACCACCACCAAUUUCUCGGCAAUAGUUGUCCUUGGUCUUUGUGGUUGUAUGAUAGAAGUUUAUGUAUUGUAACGACUCCUCCCUCCCCCAAAGGUACAUGAAUCCUGUCUAUUUCACCGAAAAAAAAGAAUCCUAUCCUAGUAUUGGAUUUUGUUUGACCUUGUAACAUUAGUGCUUAUUUGUAUAUUAAUUGAUAUUAUGAUAUAUCAAUCUCUUCCAACCUGAGGAUUCUUUUAAUAAAGGGUAUUAUAAAGCUCAA